Molecule: messenger RNA, 1196 nt
Organism: Helianthus annuus (common sunflower)
Lineage: Eukaryota; Viridiplantae; Streptophyta; Magnoliopsida; Asterales; Asteraceae
Product: protein DOG1-like 3
Exons: 1
Coding region: 25-1059 (344 amino acids)
Biological process (GO): DNA-templated transcription
Molecular function (GO): sequence-specific DNA binding
Source: RefSeq, a predicted model, not a curated record
GAAACCCUAGCGGUUUUCACGGAUAUGUUCAGAUUCAAUUCAAGUUGCACCCCCAGUCAAUUCUCUGCAACUUGCACUUUCUAUAAAUCUCUCUUCUCAACCGUCGUCAUCAUCAUCACCUCAAACAUUCUCCACAAAUCUAAACACUCACUAUAUAUGAUGCUUGACACUACACCUUUCAUGGCGGACGAGGAGCCGAUAGCCUCCUCUAGUAAUCCUCCUCCUACGUCUUCUUCUGAAUCAUUCAACACAUUCUUCGAAAACUGGCUCCGCGAACAGAAUUCGCACCUCGAAGAACUCGUAACCGCCGCUAACAACCACAACCACAACCACAACAACAACGAAAACGACUCCGCUCUGUUACAACUAAUCGAAAAAGUCGUACGGCAGUACGAACAGUACUACCGAACAAAAUCCGAUUGGGAGAAACGAGACGCGAUCGCGAUGUACGCUCCGUCAUGGCUGAGCAACCUCGAGGACGCGUUUCUAUGGAUCGGCGGAUGGCGACCGACGUUAGCGAUUCAUUUGCUCUACUCUAUAUUAGGUAUUCAGGUAGACGCGAAGCUCCAUGAUCUAAUUCGCGGUAUAACUACCGGAGAUUUAUCCGAUUUGGCGUCAAAACAGAUGGAAAAAAUUGAUGAGUUGCAUAGGAAAAUAAUACAUGAAGAGCGAGUGUUGACGGAGAAACUGGCGAAAGUGCAGGAGACGGCGGCGGAUAGGUCGAUGGUGGAGCUUUCGAUUGCGGUAUCAGAGAUGAUGAGGAAUGGUGGCGGUGAUGGUGGAGAGAGUGAGGAGAGGGUGCAGGAGGUGCUGGAGGUGAAGUGUGGUGAGAUGGAGGAGUUGUUGCAUAUGGCGGAUCAUUUGAGAUUGGAGACGUUGAAGGCGGUUAUAGAGAUAUUGACGCCGAUACAGGCGGUGUAUUUUUUGAUUGCUAAGGCGGAGCUGUAUCUCCGGUUGCACGAGUGGGGGAAGAAGAGGGGUACAAUAGGCAAGGGAGUUAGUUGGAGCUGCAUGUCCGGUUGCGUGCGAGUGGAGGGAAAUCUAGUUUUUAAGUUUUAGACUGUUGUCUGGUUUUGGUUUUGGUUUUGGUUUUUGCGUUUGCGUUUGCGUUCAGUUAUGAGUUCAUUCAUUUAGGUUUGUAAUGCUAGAGUCUGUAAAAAUCUUCCAAAAUAAUUAGAAAGUUUUUGUUAAUCAUC